Brassica oleracea var. oleracea is the source of this 2762-nucleotide messenger RNA. RefSeq names its product formin-like protein 3. The record is from RefSeq and is a predicted model, not a curated record. The transcript has 5 exons. Gene Ontology annotation, biological process: actin cytoskeleton organization; actin nucleation. The coding region runs from base 208 to 2706 and encodes 832 amino acids. NCBI's taxonomy places the organism in Eukaryota, Viridiplantae, Streptophyta, Magnoliopsida, Brassicales, Brassicaceae. Gene Ontology annotation, molecular function: actin filament binding.
GAAACAGAGCUUCUCUUUUCGUUUAUUGAAAUUUUGUUCGUGGUUGCCGCGAUUGUUAGGCCCUGUAAAAAAAAGCGUUCAUACGUUGGUCGGAGCCGUUUUGCAUGGCGGUUUGCUUUCGAGGGAGUACGGCAAAGAUAUCAAGGUCUGCAAAUUUAGACGUCGUUGCAAUAUUGGGUGCUUCCGUGAGAUGAGAAACGGAGGUUAAUGGGGAGAUUGAGAACAGCUUUUCUUGCCAUCUCUCUCGUUUUUCUUGUUUGCGUUUCCGAGGAGAUCAUCUCUCGACGCGGCGCUAACCGCGGCGAGGCUCACGGUGGCGAUGAUGUGGCAGAACAAACAUGGAUACAUUGUAGAAAAGAACUGAAAGAUAGGAACAGAGAUUGCCUUCUCUAUAUCCCUCCUCGUGUAGCAGCAGCUAAUGAUACGUACCAGAAACUAUCCGUCUUAACCGGUUGGUUCAGCAACUGGUUUGGACCUCUCCUUGAUUCUACUACAAGCUAUCCAACAAGAAAGCUGAUCGGUAAGCAAAAGAAAAAGAGAAAGAAGUUUAGAGUAUCUGCUCCAAACUUUGCACUUGGUCCUGCACCAGGUUUUGCUCCAGGUCCUUCUCCCCGUUUCGCACCAGGUCCUGCUCCAACUCCUCAGAGUUAUGACCUUGCUGCACCUUCAAGCGCUCCUUCAUAUUCGCCAGCUGAGGCGCCGGAUGAAUCAAGCUUUGGUGGUCCGACUAAGAAGAGAGCAAAGAGUAUUGUUGCUCCUAGUCAAAGUGUUCCAGGUCCUCCUCCUCCUCCACCUCCGGAGAAGAAGAAUGAUAUCUUGAUGGAUCUUAUCAUCGCUGUUGCUUCAACCGCUGUGUUAACGUUUUUUCUAGUUGCAUUACUAUUCUUAUGUUGCUUCAGACGCAACAACCGCAAAAAUGCGGUUGGUCCUAGAAAUGGACCAAGAGAUGAAGGACCACUUCUACAUUUAUCUGAUUUAUCAGCUGGAUCUAAUGAGAACUCUCCAAAGGUUGCAGCCACGAGUAGGAGAUUCUUCACUGCUACUUCUAAGAAGAGAUCAUUUCUUUCUAGAGUAUCUCUAAAGAGAAACAAUCAUGAGUUUUCACCCGCUGAAGCGUCGUCAUCCUCUGGACUUCCUCUUCCUCCUGGAAGAUCAUCAGCAGCUCCUCCUCUUCCUCCUCCGGCUCCACCAGCUCCUCGGCCUCCUCCACCAGCUCCUCCUAAAUCUAAGCCUCCUCCUCCAGCUCCUCCAAAACUUGUGCGUCCUCCACCUGCACCACCAAAACGUCAAGGACGUAGCUCCUCUGGAGAUGGUUCUGAUGUCGAUUCGGAGACUGGUGCUCCGAAAACAAAACUAAAACCGUUUUUCUGGGAUAAAAUGGCUAACCCUGAUCAGAAAAUGGUUUGGCAUGAGAUCAGCGCCGGUUCAUUCCAGUUCAACGAAGAGGAGAUGGAGUCUCUUUUCGGCUACAAUGAUGUGAACAAAAGCAAGAAUGGUCAAAGAGGAGAGUCAUCUAGAGACUCUCCUGUUCAGUAUAUACAGAUAAUUGACCCAAGAAAAGCACAAAACUUAUCUAUUCUUCUUCGAGCUUUGAAUGUAACAAUAGAAGAAGUCGUCGAUGCCAUCAAAGAAGGUAACGAGCUCCCAGUGGAGCUUCUCCAAACAUUGUUGAAGAUGGCUCCAACUUCAGAGGAAGAACUCAAACUUAGACUAUACUCGGGAGAUCUUCACCUGCUUGGCCCUGCGGAGCGAUUCUUGAAGAUUCUUGUUGAUAUACCUUUUGCGUUUAAACGUAUAGAGUCCCUUAUAUUCAUGAUAUCGCUUCAAGAAGAAGUCUCUGGCAUCAAAGAAUCACUCGCAACUCUCGAGGUGGCUUGCAAGAAACUUAAAAACAGCAGACUGUUCAUAAAACUACUAGAAGCAGUUCUCAAGACAGGAAACAGAAUGAAUGUCGGAACUUUCCGCGGUGACGCGCAAGCUUUCAAACUCGACACGCUCUUGAAACUCUCUGACGUCAAAGGAACUGAUGGCAAAACCACACUCUUACACUUUGUUGUCCUUGAGAUCAUUCGUUCUGAAGGCGUUCGUGCUCUCCGCCUCCAGAGAUCAAGCAAAAGCUUCUCCAGCAUUAAAACAGACGAUACCAACACAGACACAAGUCCACAGUCUGUUGAACGUUACCGAAGCACAGGACUUCAAGUUGUUUCGGGACUAACCACAGAGCUUGAAGAUGUAAAGAGAGCAGCAAUAAUAGAUGCUGAUGGAUUAGCUUCAACACUGAUGAACCUAAGUGGCUCAUUGACCAAUGCGAGGGAGUUUCUGAAGUCGAUGGACGAAGAGAGCGAUUUCGAGAAAGCUUUAGCUGGGUUCAUAGAACGUGCAGAUGGUGAUAUCAAAUGGUUGAAGGAAGAAGAAGAGAGGAUCAUGGUGUUGGUGAAAAGCUCUGCUGAUUAUUUCCAUGGCAAAUCUGCCAAGAACGAAGGGUUGCGUUUGUUUGCUAUAGUGCGUGACUUCUUGGUAAUGUUGGAGAAAGUUUGCAGAGAAGUUAAAGAAACGACGAUGAUGACCUCUACUAAGAAUCAUUCGGGUAAAAAGGAAACAGAAAUGACUCCGGAAGGUAAUCAACCGGAUAACAUUCGACGGCAUUUGUUUCCGGCCAUUGCUGAACGGAGAGCUGACAGUUCGGAUGGUUCAGACAGCGACUAGGAUGGAACAUGCAGUUUUCAUCUUCUUAGUUUUACUUUUUUGUUGUAUCAUUUCAG